Molecule: messenger RNA, 546 nt
Organism: Effrenium voratum
Lineage: Eukaryota; Dinophyceae; Suessiales; Symbiodiniaceae
Source: the annotation of a GenBank genome assembly
AUGUUUGCCGAGGUGCUUCGUCGUGUCCGCGCCAAGUUGCAAAAGAAGAAGUUUGCAAAGAACCUGACCCAAUAUCCUAUCCUGCUUCUGGACAUUCCUCGCGACACCAAAGGAGGUAAGGAGGAGGGGAUGAAGUUGGUUUCCACCACAGCGAAGGACAUGUCGAGUGAUUCACGCUACGCCGCAACGGCACAUGUGCUGGUGGCCGCCUCAUUUGCUGCCUCGGCUCUGGCGUUUGAUGCUGGCGGUCGCAGAUUCAACAUUUGGGUGAGCAACAUGACCGAGAAGGAGGCAAGUGAGUUGCUCAAGAUGCACGAGCACGAGUCGGCCGCGGCAGCAAUUAUUGACAAUUGUGGCCGCCGCGCUGGUGAUUUGGUGGAUGCAUGCAGUAUGCUGAAGAGAGGAAUCAAUCUGAGCGACAUCAAGGUCGAUUUCCACAAGAUGGCAAGCAAGGAGGUGGUGAACUUCAUGAGUCUUACGCUUGAUGGAAAGCAGGUGGGUCAGCAGAUUUUAAAGGCCCCAGUGAAGUUGUCACGCAGGCCUUGA